Metarhizium acridum CQMa 102 is the source of this 2706-nucleotide messenger RNA. The record is from RefSeq and is a predicted model, not a curated record. NCBI's taxonomy places the organism in Eukaryota, Fungi, Ascomycota, Sordariomycetes, Hypocreales, Clavicipitaceae.
AUGGCAGGGUCACAACUCAAGCGUCUCAAGGCGUCGUUGAGAGAACAGGGCAUAACUGGACCUCAGCAGUCGAAGAAACAGCGCCGUAAGAACGCUGAGCAAGGAAAGGCACGCAGCGAUAAGAGACUCCAGCGAGGUGUAGUUUUGGAGGGAAUCCGCGAGCAGUUUAACCCAUUUGAUCUGAAGCAUGCUGCUCGAGGCCCCAAGUUCGACGUGACAACCAACCGAGUCGCUACUGGAGAUGCUGCGAAGGGAAUUCGAGGACGACCGGGUGUCGCCAGAGCUGUGGGUGAAGAAAGGCGACGCAACAAGGUCGGAGGCAUUCUGGACAGACGAUUUGGCGAAUAUGACCCCACGAUGGCGCCUGAAGACAAGAUGCUCGAGCGAUUCGCCAGAGAGAAACAGCGAAGUCACAAGAAGAGCUCAAUGUUUGAUCUAGAGGAGGAUAUUCCCAUGGAAGGCGGUCUAACCCACGGGGGCAAAGCCUUGGAAUUCGACGACGACAACCCAGUGGACGAUUUCCAGGAAGAUGACCUGGCCAUGGACUACGACAGCGAUGGUUCCGUGAGGGAAAUGCAGCGGUUAAAGCGACUGCGAUCGUUGGCAUCGGCAGAUAACGACGAAGGUGAACAAGAUGAACCAGAAAGGAAGAAGACCAAGAAGGAAGUCAUGGAAGAAAUCAUUGCCAAAUCAAAGAUGCACAAGUAUGAAAGACAAGCUGCCAAGGAAGUCGACGAGGAUAUGCGUGUCGAGCUGGACAAGGAACUCCAAAGCAUUCAAAUGCUUCUCACAUCUACCAAGGGUUCACGACGCGAGAAUGGGGCCAACAACACUCACGCAUCUUCAAUUGCUGGUGUCGACAGAGACGCUUUCGACCGAAACUUUGAUCUUGAAGUUAAAAAGUUGGCACAGGACAAGCGUGCUCAGCCCACUGAGCGAACUAAAACUGAAGAGGAAAAGGCAGAGGACGAGUCUAAAAGAUUGAAGGAACUCGAGGACAAGCGUCAGAGACGUAUGAAGGGAGAGAUUGUGACUGACAGCGAAGAGGAAGAGGAAGAUCAGGAUAAGGCAGCCGACUUGGGCGGGAUGGAAAUGGAUGAUGAAGAUGAUGGUUUUGGCUUGGGUAGUGGUAUUCGCGCUCGUCCAACAGCUACAGAGUUGGGUUUCGACGAUGAGGACGAUUUCAUCAUUGACGACGACCUCGUCGCGAGCGGUUCCGAUGUCGAGCCUGUGGACAGUGACGAAGAGUCGGAGGAAGAUGAUGAAGACAUGUCACAACAGAAUGAGGUGGAUGAGGAAGACGAGUUUACCAGGGGCUUGCUGAACGAAGAAGAAGCCAGGAAUCCUAUCUUUCGAAUUGUCGACUCUGAUGCGAGGGCGGCAGCGGCCCAACAGUCGGAUGAGCACGGCCUACCUUUCACCUUUCCUUGUCCCCAGUCUUGCGACGAGUUUCAGGCCAUAACCACAGCCUACUCUCAUAAAUCCUUGCCAACAAUUGUCCAACGAAUCCGAGCUCUUCAUCAUCCCAAGCUGAAUAGCAAAAACAAGGAGAAACUCGGCAAUUUUGCCAUGGCUCUUGUGGACUUUGUGGCUCUGCCGUGGAAUGAAAAGACAUCUCCGCCAUUUGCCGUUUUGGAGAGUCUAAUUCGUCAUAUUCAUUCUCUCUCCAAGAUGUUCCCAACAGAGGUGGGUCGAAGGUUUCGCCAUCAUAUCUCGGAAAUUGGCCAACAUCGACCUUUGGCCCUGGAGCCAUCGGAUCUCGUGGUACUAACGGCUAUUGGCACCGUAUUUCCUACCUCGGAUCAUUUCCACCAAGUCGUGACACCAUCUAUGCUCACUAUGGGUCGGUUUUUGGGCCAGAAGGUCCCUCAUAAACUAUGCGACUAUGCGACAGGUGCAUAUCUUGCCAUCUUGUCCUUGAAAUAUCAGCAACUAUCAAAGAGAUUUGUUCCGGAAGUGCUUGGCUUUUGCUUGAAUACGCUAUGUGCUCUGUCGCCAUCUGCACCGGCCAAACGGCUUGGCAAUUUUCCUCAGCACGAACCCUCAGCUGGUAUUCGAGCUCAAAAACUUGAUGCUACUGCUGUUAGAAAGUUGACGCUAGGCGAUUGUGCAGCUGUCGGCUCAAAGAGCGACUCUGCCAAGGCUGCAACCAUUGCCACCAUGUUAGAUAUUCUAGAUGCUGCUGCUGACCUGUGGUCCGGAAAGGAGGCAUUCUUGGAGACAUUUGGCCAGGUAGUGAAGGUACUCGAGCACGUCACCAGCAAGACCUGCCGACCACAAUUGCCAUGUCAAAUCGUGGACAGGGCAGAAAAACUAGUAGCCAAACUCGGGCGGAUGCUCAGCCUUGCUCAAAUAUCACGACGGCCCUUGGAACUGCACCAUCAUCGACCACUUGCUAUCAAGACAUAUAUACCCAAGUUCGAGGAGACAUUCGAUCCUGACAAGCAUUACGACCCUGACCGGGAGCGUGCUGAGUUGGCCAAGUUGAAGGCCGAACACAAGAAGGAGCGCAAGGGGGCCAUGAGGGAGCUGAGGAAGGACGCCAAUUUCAUGGCUAGGGAGAAGCUCCGAAUCAAGAAGGCCAAGGAUGAGGCGUAUGAGAAGAAGUUCAAGAGGAUUGUGUCCGAGAUUCAAAGCGAGGAGGGCAAGGAGGCGAAUGCGUAUGAAAGAGAGAAGUCGGCGAGGAAGCGGGCCAGGAACAGGUAG